Sungouiella intermedia is the source of this 822-nucleotide messenger RNA. The record is from the annotation of a GenBank genome assembly. Lineage: Eukaryota; Fungi; Ascomycota; Pichiomycetes; Serinales; Metschnikowiaceae.
AUGUACCAAAACGUUCACAUUCUCCGCAUCCCUACUAACAUUUAUAGCCUCGCCAGUUGGAUAGUCUUGCUCAUGCCUCAAUUGAUUGAGCAAUGGAGAGUGAAGUCUGCCGAAGGUAUUGCUAUCGGCUUUAUCAGUAUCUGGUUUCUUGGUGACUUGUUCAACCUCAUUGGUGCCCUCUGGGCUGGAUUGCUUCCGGAGGUGAUCUUUCUUGCCGUGUGGUUUUGUAUUGCCGACUUUUUGAUGAUUGCCUCGUACUUGUACUACACCAACGUGUACCCAAAGCACCACAGGAAGAGUACUAGAGCUCACAGUAGCUCGUCCCAUGGUGCGGAGCAUGCACCUUUGUUGAGAAGAAGAUCCUCUGCACUCACCGACAUUGCAGUUGAACCUCAAGACUAUAGCGUAUUCACUAGAUUUGUAUUGCCUAUCGUAUUCGUUGUGGGUGCUGGAUGCAUGGGUUAUUUCUUUAGCGACAGCUCGGGGUCCGAGCACGACUCUCCUUCGUCGAAGAUUGAGUUGGGUCCUCAAAUCAUCGGGUACAUGUCCGCCAUUUUGUAUUUGGGAGCACGUAUUCCUCAGAUUAUCCAGAACCACCAGAGACGGUCUGUGGAGGGAUUGAGUUUGUUAUUCUUCAUGUUUUCGACUUUGGGAAAUCUCACCUACGCGGGCCAGAUUUUGUUUUACAGAAAUGACUCUCAAUAUGUCUUGUUGAACUUAAGCUGGUUGUUGGGUUCCUUGGGUACUAUUUUCGAGGACAGCAUCAUUUUCUUGCAGUUCUACAUGUAUAAGGAUCACCACGCUGUCGACGACUCCGCAUAA